Molecule: messenger RNA, 7927 nt
Organism: Linum trigynum
Lineage: Eukaryota; Viridiplantae; Streptophyta; Magnoliopsida; Malpighiales; Linaceae
Source: the annotation of a GenBank genome assembly
UAUGUGAAGUUCAAUAAGAAUAUGCUAGAUGAUUCGAGAUGGGUUUUUAAUACUCUUCGUAUAUUCAUCUUCGAUUGUCAUAUUACGAGUUCAAUUUUACUCAUGUAUUGUUGAGAAUGCAUGUAUAGAGUUAGUGAUCAAUUUCAGAGAUAUCUAGUAUGAAAUUAGUUGGUAUUUGACAAAUUAACAUGAAUAUGCAGGGGUUAAGUAGAUAUUACUAUUUUCGAAGAUCGACCUAACUAGUGAUGGACAACCAUUUGAUUUAGCGCUAAAUGAGCCUCCUUAUAAACCGAUACACACUCAUUCACAUAUUAUAUUUAUUGACGGGUCUUCUCUAACACUAGACAAACUACAAACACCUUCACUAAUGCCCUUGCUACGGAACAAAUCCAAAUCCAUUUUAAAACCUUCUUUCUUUCAUAGACAAAUCUCCGAGUGAUUACCAUAAAUAGGUAGUACUCUACUCGCAAAGUCUUUUAUGGUGUGUUGGUGGGUAUGGUUUGGAAUGAGCGAUUGUAGUUUCUUUGGUGACCACCGUGAUAGAUCCAGAGAAGUGUUUAAGAAGCAGUUUUGCUCAAAGAUUUGUUACUUCUUUUUUUUUAUGGGUGAUCGAUAUAGGUUGUAAUUGUGACUACUGUGGUGAUGUAGUGUAUUCUCGUUGUUUACUCAGUUGGAGUUGUAUCGAUCCUUGGAUCCCCGUACUUUUGAUGUCCCCUGAUUUGAUAAAAAAAAGAGUUUAGUAAAAUUCACCACUCUUCAUUAAACAAAGCCCCUUCUGCUCUAAAAACCAAUUUCAAGUUUUGUAAAUUACUAUAACUUUAAUUGCUUUUAAUCUCCAUCCAUUAAUAUUCAUUCUAAAAUCCCAAUUUUACCACUCAUUAAAAUUAGUAUUAGUUGAGGUAUGAAGAAGCUAAAAGGGUGGGAAGUGAGAGAGAAGAAAAGAGAUUGAAAUCAAACCAACUUUUAACACCAACCCCUCUCUCUCUCUCUCUCUCUCUCUCCCCCACUGUACACAUUCAACCACCAUAUUCGGUGUGUGGGAUCUUGUGGAGAUUGGGAUAAAGAAAAAAUUUGCAAAGGAGCAGCUGACAGAACCACAAUAUAUACAGUUGUCAAGAUUAAACAAAAAAACAGACCAAUCUCUGUUUCUCAUUGAUCUCUGGGAAAAUGAAGAAGAAGAAGUGGAUUUUGUCUCUCAUCAUAUUUGCUUACACCAUAGAAUCAUUGAUUUUAUUAUUUAUUCUGAAUCCCUCCCUUCAGGCAAGUUGUGGGAACACCUUACCAUUACCCCUUUUCCCAUAUUAUAUUUCCCCAAUUAACAAAAACACUCUUUCCCCACUAUAUAUAUAAGUAGCUUCUCCUUCUCCUCCUUCCACAAAUCAUUCAUUCUUCAAACAUUCACAAAUCUCUCUCCUUUUUGCCCUCUAUCUUCCUUCCUCACAGACUUCUGUCUGUUUUUUUCCUACUCAGGAAGAAGAAGAAGAAGAAGAAGAAGAAGAAGAAGAAGAAGAAGAAGAAGAAGAAGAAGAAGAAAGAAAAGCACUCUCAAGUCUCAUCACUUCUCAAAUCUCGUACUCGUCUUUAAUUUGAACUUCUUCUACCCACUUCCGACCAAAUUCUCAUAAUGGCAAUUGAGCUCGAGCAGCAGCCAAAACCCUCCGCCGGCGCCGUGGAGCUUUCCAAAAUCGCAGUCUCCGAGACCCACGGAGAAGACUCCCCUUACUUCGCCGGGUGGAAGGCCUACGACGAGAACCCGUACGACGAGCUGACCAACCCGACCGGGGUGAUCCAGAUGGGUCUGGCCGAAAACCAGGUCUCCUUCGACCUGCUCGAGGACUUCCUCGAGCACCACUCCGAAGCCGCCACGUGGGGGAAUGGAGCCACGGCCGGGUUCAGGGACAACGCCCUCUUCCAAGACUACCACGGCCUGAAAUCCUUCCGCGGGGCAAUGGCCUCCUUCAUGGAGCAAAUCCGCGGCGGCCGCGCCCGGUUCGACCCGGACCGAAUCGUCCUGACCGCGGGCGCGACCGCGGCCAACGAGCUCCUGACCUUCAUCCUGGCCAACCCGGGCGACGCCCUCCUAAUCCCGACCCCGUACUACCCAGGGUUCGACCGGGACCUGAGGUGGCGGACCGGCGUCCAAAUCGUCCCCAUCCACUGCCACAGCUCCAACAACUUCCAAAUCACCGAAUCCGCCCUCCACGCCGCCUACGACGACGCCGUUUCACGCAACCUCAACGUCCGCGGCGUCCUCAUCACCAACCCUUCCAACCCCUUGGGCGCCACGGUGCAGCGCGCCGCACUGGAGCAGAUCCUCGACUUCGCCGUGGAGAAAAACAUCCACCUCGUGUCCGACGAAAUCUACUCGGGCUCCACCUUCUCGUCCGCCGAGUUCGUCAGCAUUGCCGAGAUCCUCGAGUCCCGCGGCUCCCGCCACGUGGACCGGGAGCGGGUCCACAUCGUGUACAGCCUGUCAAAGGACCUGGGCCUCCCCGGGUUCCGCGUGGGGACCAUCUACUCCUACAACGACGCCGUAGUGACCACCGCCAGAAGGAUGUCGAGCUUCACACUCAUUUCUUCGCAGACGCAGCACCUCCUCGCCUGCAUGCUCUCCGACAAGGAAUUCACCGCCAACUACAUAAAGACCAACAGGGAGCGGCUGAGGAAAAGGUACGACGUGAUCAUCGCCGGGCUGCGUCGCGCCGGGAUCGAGUGCCUACGUGGCAACGCGGGGCUGUUCUGCUGGAUGAACCUCGGUCCGUUGCUCAAGGAGUCGACCAAGGAAGGCGAGCUGGCGCUGUGGAAUCUGAUAGUGAGGGACGUGAGGCUGAAUAUCUCCCCCGGGUCGUCCUGCCAUUGCUCCGAGCCCGGGUGGUUCCGCGUCUGCUUCGCUAACAUGAGCGAGGCGACGCUCGACGUAGCCUUGGAUAGGCUGCACCGGUUUGUCGACGAGUAUCGACGGACCGGAUCGAGCCAGUAAUAUUGGUGGUGGGAAAGAAAAUUUUUUUUUUUUUUGGUGGCCUUUGCUGGGGAAGGUCAUUUUUAUUCUAUUGAUUGAUUGGUUGGUCACAUACCUAUUCUUUGAGGAGAAAAAGAAGGGGAAAAAAUUAAAAAAGAGGAACGAUUUUGUUACAUGAGGAAAAAAAAAAUUAUAAUGUUAAGGGGAGAAAAGGGAAGUGUGUAUACAGUAUACCAAAAAAAAAAAAAGAGUCUGUAAUUUUGGUUUUCUGUGAGGGCGGGAGGGGAUUUUUUUUGCUUGCUCUCGUCGAGCAAGUGGUGUACCUUUUUUCGUUGUCACACAAAGUGGAGUUCAAUUGUUUCUGUCUUGUUAAUGAAAUUUUUUUAUGUUGUCUGUCUCUUGGAUUGUUCUGUUAUGGGUUUCAUGAUCUACCUCGACUCAAAUUGACAGGAGGGUAAAAGGAAAAUGGGUGGAAAUCAUUCUACAAUAGUAUCAUGUAUCGAACACAUAAUAAAGAAUUUCAGUAUCAAUUCGCUAAUCGACGAAUGAGUUUUUACGAUCAGUAAAAGACGAACAUCCUAAUCAAAACAAAAAAUAUGUUAUGGAUGAUGAUGGCAUAGAUUCAGCUUUGAUGCGUCUUGUUUUAUUAAAAAAAAUUCAAUUAUAUUAUCGAACAAAAGAAAUAUACAAAAAAAAAAAUUCACAAGCUAAUCGCUAAUAUAUUCUAAACGAAUUUCGUAUUAAAACGAAUUUCGUGCACAUCAAAUGAAUCACUCUAUUACAACCGUGACCAACACAUCCCUCACCACUAGCUUGUUGAAUCAACUGAUGUGCAAUAUAUAACAAAUUAGAAUUAAAUUACUGAAUCGCAACUUGAAAACUAUCUUAAAAAGCUAUAAGAUUUGAUCGCCGACGCAUGCAAGGCAGGCUAGGAGAGGAUUAAUAUUAAUUAUCAAGUGUCCAUGUCCCUAUUAACCAUCGGAUAGUCACUUUCUCCACCAAAUUAAGGCCUUAAUUAAUUAUUCAGAGUCAAUGAUAUCAAGACAACAACGCAAUUGGUGUAGGAGGUUUGAGUCACAUUUGAGGAUCUUCUGCCGUACUUAGUAGACUCGAGUUUUUCUUACUAUACAAUAAUACAUUUUCUUACUAUACAACGCUAAUCACUAAUCAGGGUUGCGACAGCUUAGAAUUCUUUUUGUCGAGAUAAUUAAUGUGCUUUCCCACCCCUACUCUUGCUUUCAGUUUCAUUACAAAUGUUUUAAAUAGUAAUGACAAUUGACAAUGAAGCGGGUAAACCAAUGGUUGAAUCAUUUGAGGUCAAGUUAGGAUAUUUGCAUUAUCUCGGUUCAAAAAUAUAAACAAAAAAAAAAAUCAAAAUUUAGGGGCAUUUGUUGCUAUCCAAUUUCACUGCAAGUAUUGAACGAGCAGUUACUGCAAUGAACAAAAAGAAGAAACACUACAUAAUAAGAUGAGCGAUGAAAUCAUGAAUAAUUUUUUGGUGGGUAUAUCUUAAUAUCCCUCAUAUGUGUACGAAUCGAUGGAGGUCUUCCAGUUAUUAUAUUACUUUGAGAAAAUAUUUAUUUUUAAUAAUGAAGCAAAGUGAAAUUAGUUCAUAUGGAAAAAUAAAGAUAGUAGGUAGAUUAAUUGAGCCAGUUAUUUGAAAAAUGAAUUCUUACACUCAGGUAAAGAUCAUCGAAAUUUGAGUUGAGAUAUAUCCAAAUAGGAGAGAUAAAAUUAGAUAUCGAGACAAAUCGAGGUACGUAGUACGUGGCAGGACAAGGUUGAAGUAAUACCUAUACCCAGUCCCACACAAUUGCGCUUCAAAUACUAUCUUCCCCAACGUGGGUAAGAUCGGAUAAUACCUCGUGAAAUAGAUUCAAAUUGUCAUCACUAAGAGUAAAUUACUACCAACUUCCCGAGAAAGUAGUGGAUUUGGUAUAAAAAAAAGAGCAAUUAAGAUACAAAAUUUCCGUAAACACCAUAUAUUCUAAUGUUACAUGGGAUUCGAACAACACGAAUUUCGUAUUUAAACGAAACAAGAAAAUCAAUGUAAUGUGAGUCCACGUACGUGUAGUUGCUGAAAUUUGUGUUGUGCGGCGUACAUACAUUGCUUGCAAAACCAUCCUAAAGUUUUGUGGAAAGGGAGUACUAAUUGUCAACUCGAAGAGCACGUUUUUGGCCGGGCUCGUGUACAAUGAGUAGUGCAAGAUAUGUAACGUGUUGACAUACAAACAUGGUUUCGCUUUCACAUUUCUUACCGAUCAGGAACAUGUCCAUUGUCAAAUGACACUUAGCAAUGGUGAUAGGAUAUAAUAUAUACAAUGAAACUUUUUUUUUUCAAUUCACAAGGAUCCAAAAAGUUAACGAGGAAUAAGUGGCCGGACUGCACUUGUAAUUAAAUGCUGGUUAAUAUAUUUGACGCGGCUAAUUACCCAUCAUAGAAUUGGGUGGUUGAAAUCAAUGUGUGUAAGUAGGGUUGGAGGGUCAUUGUAUACAAACGUAUAAUGAUGUAUUGGGUUUGUAUGUAUUGCUUUCUAUAUCUAACACAUCGUGAUUAACAAUACCCAAAAAGUCAAAUGAGAAUAAUACUCUAUCCUUUUUCUAUAUACACAAAAUAGUCAAACAUUUGUGUAAAACUUGUGACAGACGAUAGUGCUAUAUAUAUAUACAUUAGUUACUUUUGUAAGAGUUGACGAACUCGACAGUGAUCAGAUAUUUUGAUCGACAACAAAGUAAAUGUACAAUUUAGGGGUUGAUUGGAUGUGUUUUUACUUUGUACAGCGACGAAUGGUGGUUUAGGGAAAAUCUGAAAUCUAAGAAUUCGAAUGAGCUCUAAAUAUCACCUUGUGUAGGUGCUAUUUUCGAAUUUGUGAUGCUUUGAGAUUUUUUUUAGUCUGUCUUUGCCCAGUUUCUUGCUCUCCAUCUAAGACUUCGUGGAGAAAGGGCUUGGGUGUUGUAGAGACUUUAGAUGCACAAAUUCGACAUUAUUGGCCAAAUGGGUUCGGAUUUAGGAAUGUGUCUUUAUUCAAUGAAAAAUUUGGCUUUAUCGAUUCUAUGGUAAGGGAUGGUAUCUUUAAUUGAAUCAUUUUUCACAAAAAAUGACGCAUAUAUAUAUACUCGUUAGUUAUUAUGACGCCUAAUAGACAAGUAUCGAGUUGUUAACCAGUUUACUUCGAACACACGCAUAUUAAUCAUCGAAGUAAUUAAUACAAAAAAAGGCUUCCAAUAAUAUUGGAUUGCCAUAUCAUACGUGUUAUUAUAUAUAUCCUCUUUUAGCCGUUUCGGCGUGACCUAAUUACCAGCCGCCGGCCGAAAGCAAGCGACUUCAAUCCAACACUUCUUUUCUCUUUAGUCUUUUUUUUUUCCCGACGCACCAAUAUAUGAUCUGGUGAGGUAUGGGUUUAAUAAUUUUCCACGAGAAGUCCAUGCUUUCAUAAUUAACAUCUAAUUAUUGUUUAAUCAUAGAUAAGAUUUGCUGUGUGAUGCUUACAGAUAAUAAUUUAGUUCUUGCCUCUGUUUUCUUCCAUCUUUCUGCUGUUUUUGCGUGCUAUUAUGGGUUUUAAGCUCUCUCGAAUCUAGCUUUGGUCCACCACGUACACGAGUAAACUAAUGGAAGCAGCUAGCUAGUUUAGGAAUGGGCAUGGGCAUGGCAUGCUAAAGAUAGUUUGGAUCUUCAAGAUUAUGAACACUAACCCACUUCAUAAUUGUAUGUUCGAUAACCGGAAAAGUUGACAAACUCAGCUAAUUUAUUUAUCAAAAGAAAAUGGGAAGAUCAGGGUGAUCCCCUACGGAUCGUUUGGUGGUUGCAAAAUCUCAGGACCAACGAUAAAUGAUUGUCGUUAUAGAUGGGGUUUAAUUUUGGAAUUCUCUUGAUUUUAUUUGGAAAGGUUAAAGAUUGCAUACAUAUAUAUAUGAUCAUUGUUGAGUAUGGCCUGUAUCUCUAAGCUAAGGGAGGUUGAGACAUAUGAUUUGUGUCGAAUUAUUUGUCGUCGAGUGGAAGUCAUCACCAGCGUCUCGGUAGAUGAAUUUAUACAUGUUUGGCUUUUUCUUCUCAACCUGACCAGUAAUCUUAUUACUUACUGUAUUAUAUUAGGGAUUAGGCCGUCUGCAGUGGAAGAGCCACUGUUGUAGAAAGUGGGUUCCGGGGUCACGUAUAUAUAUAUAUAUUGGCGUAUUCGGUGCACUCACUUUUUUGGGUGCAUUCAGUGCACUCGCUUCAUAACCGUUAUUUUAAACAUGUGAUUUAUGUCAAAAUGAUGUCAAUCAUCACUAGUGAUGUGAUGAACAAUAACGCACAUGAAUUUGCAUAAAAAUUAUUAAAGAUUUAGUUUAAUUUGAAAGAUUUAGAGCUUAGAGAUUUAGGGUUAGGGUUAGGGUUUACAAUUUGGGGUUUAGGGAUAGAACUCAAAAUUGGAGGUCUAGGGCUUAGGAUAAUCCGCUAAUUAGUUGUUAUCAUAUGUUAUAUCAUCAUAUUACACUAAUUCUACAAAUUAAAAUUCAAAAUCCAACACCUUAAUUAAGACUAGCUUUUGAGUUGGGUGCAUUGAACGCACUCAUUUUUGUGAGUGCACCGAAGUAGUCACCAUAUAUAUAUAUAUAUGGCAAAGGCUAGCGAAUAUGAAAACAAAAUCAAACUUCAUCCUUCAUCUCUCAAAUUAUUAAUUUUGUUCCCUUUCUUCCACAAAAUCCUCCUUCUGUUGAAACUUGAUAGUUUUCUUUUAUCCUAAUAAUGAGUCUCUAACAAUGAUACCUUAGAUUUGGAAUCUCCACUACAUUAUUAUAUAUCUUGGGAAAAUACACUAGAGGUUUUCUAAAACUAAAUGUACUCUUUCUAGAUCAAGGUCAUUGAAGAAAGCAUCUUAUAGUUUUGUUACCAACUUCCAUGGUAAGUGUAGAAAGGACAUUUGCAUUCAGCUAAAUGAAACACACUCAUCAAUAUUGAAUGAGUGAUAAAAUUAUUAAUGAUAG